Molecule: messenger RNA, 3668 nt
Organism: Danio aesculapii
Lineage: Eukaryota; Metazoa; Chordata; Actinopteri; Cypriniformes; Danionidae
Gene: tcf3a
Product: transcription factor 3a
Exons: 20
Coding region: 573-2330 (585 amino acids)
Biological process (GO): regulation of transcription by RNA polymerase II
Cellular component (GO): transcription regulator complex
Molecular function (GO): RNA polymerase II cis-regulatory region sequence-specific DNA binding; protein dimerization activity; DNA-binding transcription factor activity, RNA polymerase II-specific
Source: RefSeq, a predicted model, not a curated record
CGCGCGAGUCUAGUACUGCGUGAUUUAAAGCACAAUCGGGUUUAUAUAAGGAUAAAGUUAGAUGUACUGUCGUCGCUUGUAUUUGGUGUUUUAAUUGUGUUGGUUUUGGAUUAAAUAUCAAAGUAAUCACGCGAUUAACACAGUACUAGUUUUCUGGGCGUUUGAAAUCGGACACCGCUCUAACGUCUCCCCUCCGCGCGGAGGAAUACACUGUUGGGGCUGACAAUGUGGACGGUGCUAAAAUGUCUCCUCGGAAGAUGAGAUGUUACAUUUGUAGCGCCCAAAAUAAUUAGAAUAGAACUUUAAGCAGAGUUACAUUUGAGCACCGUUACAUCGUAACGCUUGUCGACGCGGACUGUUCGCGUCUGCCGGGAAAUAGGACGCGUUUUGCACCGUGAUUUAGCGGGACCCGAGACACGGAGGGGGGAAAUUUUGUCCCCCAACUUUUCUGUUUUUCCUCUCAGGCUGAAGCGCGUUUCUCUCCCGCUGGAUGCCGCGCGCGUGACGCGAGAAACAGAUCGUAAAGCUGUUUGAGCUGAAAGAAAGACGUCUAUCAAGAGAAGCAGAUCAGGAUGGCGACGGUGGGGACCGACAUGGAGCUCAAUGACCUGUUGGAUUUCAGUAUUAUGUUCCCUCAUCCAAUGUCAAACGGGAAAAGCAGAGGCCCUAAUAUACCCAGCAGUCAGUUCGGUUUAGAUGACAGAAAUGGCUCUGGCUCCUGGGGUUCAGAAGCAAACAGUCCUUCAUUCGGUGCACGGCUGUAUGGAGACGGGCAUCACUAUCCUGAACAUGACAACAUGUACAACUUAGAGAUUGACGGUAAAUCAGAGCGAGGUUACCCCGUCACACAGCCGCAGCUCCUGCCGGGUGAGAUCAACAUCGCAGCUUCAGAUGCUCUUUCUCCUCCGGGAAUGAAAGGCUCUUCUCAGUUUUACAGUCCGCACCGCCGCAGGCCUGCAGAGUCCAGUAUAGAUCCACUGCCCAAAAAGAGGAAGGUUCCUCACGGCCUGCCGACGUCCAUAUCGGCGUAUCCAGGCUCUACCGGUGAGGAUUACAACCAGGACAGCGCCGGAUACCCCGGAUCCAAACCUGGAAACCUUUAUCCAGGCUUUUUUAAUGUGCAAGAGGGACUUCCGGAUCAUUGGGGUCAGUCUGGAUAUUCUCCGGUCAUGAGUAACUUCAUAAACCCACAGAAGCGUCAGCCGCUGCCGGUAUCUCCGCAGAAUUAUCCUCUGCAUGGCAGCGAGGUCAAUUUACCCUCCAGCUUCCACUCGGUUCCUGCAGGUUAUGGCGUUCCCAACCACACACCACCCAUCAGCUCCGGCGACGGCAUCAUGGGAAACAGAGGAGCAAACGCUGGCAGCUCCGGCGCAGAGAUCGGGAAAGCUCUGGCUUCGAUAUAUCCGUCAGACAAUAAUGGCAGCAACUUCUCCUCGACGCCGUCCACUCCUGUCGGCUCUCCUUCUAAUGUGGCCGCCUCUGCAUCUCAGUGGCCCAAAGGCUCUUCUCAGCCUGCGCCAUCGCCUGGUUUUGAAGCGGGACUGCAGGCACAGAGUAAGCUAGAUGACCGUCUGGGUGAAGCGCUGCAUGUGUUGAGGAAUCAUGCGGUGGGCACAGAUAUGCAGAGUUUGCUGAGCGCUGCCAUCUCUGGUCAUUCGGCUGGUGCUGCAGCUCUGGGCUCCCUCAGUCAGGCCUUCGGCCUCGCCAACCGUCUGCCGGGCCUGAUGUCGAAUCACAGUGAAGACGCUGCAGGUUUACCGCAGUCCAGUGCUCUUCUGCAGGGACACCACACUUCCCAUCAGCCUCCACCGUCCUCUCAGUCGGACACCUUCACCAGUCUCACUCUGGCUCGUUCGUCUCACGCCUCCAGCUCAGAUAUAAAGAGAGAAGACAAAGACGAUGAUGAUAAUCUGUCUAUCGCAGAUAAAUCAGAGGAUGAGAAGAAAGAUGGAAAAAGCCGCACGAGAACGAGUCAAGACGAGGACGAAGACGAGGAUGAUGAGGAUCUGCCGGUGGAGGUGAAGGCGGAGCGGGAGCGUGAGCGGCGAAUGGCCAAUAACGCCCGCGAGCGUCUGCGUGUACGCGACAUCAACGAGGCCUUCAAAGAGCUGGGCCGCAUGUGCCAGCUGCACCUGAGCAAUGAGAAACCGCAGACCAAACUGCUGAUCCUGCACCAGGCCGUAAACGUUAUUCUCAACCUGGAGCAGCAAGUGCGAGAGCGUAACCUGAACCCGAAGGCAGCAUGUCUGAAGCGGCGGGAGGAGGAGAAGGUGACGGGUGAAGCGCAGAUGUUGUCUGGUCUGGGUGGAGAUGGACACGCACACAUGUAAACCUGCAGAUGGUGAUGUAAAGAAGCUCUCCGUCGACGUGGCCUUAAUCUUCCUGUUCUUGUUCCAGAGUCACAUUCUUGAUUUAUAUAUUAUAAACAGAUGUGUUGGAGACUCGCAUACACAACGCACACACAAACACACACACACACACACGAUCAUGGACCAGAGGAACAGCACUGACGGAGCCGAGCUGUUGAUGGACAAUUACUGUGUGCUGUUAUAUAGCACAAACACACACACACACACGUUUAUGAGCCUCAGUGUUCAACGCCAGGUCAAGCUCAGCUGCCCGAACACAUUUCCUCCAUUUCUGCAUCAUAUAUUCAACUUCAGCUUUCUUUUCUACCGCUUUGUGUUUAUGAUGUGGAAAGAGGAGAUCUUCAGUUUUCAUACACGAUGCUUUUACUUUGGGGUCGCCACUAUUGCAGGAAUCGCACAAAAAAUGCUCAUAUUUCACCUCUAAAAUCAAUUAUUAGGGAUUAUUCCUCAAGAACAUUUGUUAUUUUGUGUAGCAUUCUGAUAUUUUCAUGACAAAACGCAAUUGCUUCAUAAUUACAAUAAAUAAUUGCUUGAAAAUAUCAGUGUUAUAAAUGCAGAGUUUGUUUUAUAUUCGUAUAUAUUUUUAUGGCAAAACAUUUUGCAUUAAAUUCACAUUUUUAUAUUUCUGAAAGUAAUACAUUUGCAUAACAAUGCAAGAAAAAAAAAUAUUGAAUUGUGCUUUCAAAUCUUUGAGCGUCUUCAUUUGAACACAUUGAGAUAUUUUGAAGAAUGUUGGAAUUCGGUAACCAUUAAAAAAAUACCAGUCAAUAGUUACCGCAUUCUAACAGUCUUCAAAAUAUCUUAGUCAAUGACCCCUAUAGUAGGGGGAAAAUACCAUGAAAGUCAAUGUUACCGCAUUCUAACAUUCUUCAAAAUAUCUUAACCGCUGACUCUUAUAGUAGGAAACAAAUACCAUGGAAGUCAAUAAAAAGAGCUAUAGUGUAUUUUUGUGGCAUUUGUGUCAUUUUAAUGCAACAAAAAUACACAUUUAAAAAUGAUAAUUGCCUGAAAUUUUGAUUUAAACUGUUUUCAAAAAAUAUUAAGCAUUAUGAAUAUUCAUAUUUCAGUUAAAUAACUUAGUUACGGUAUUGUUUUUAUACUGUAUUACUUUAUUUCACAUACAAUAUAUUAAUUUCAAAUACACACUUUUGGUUUUAACAUUCUGAAAUGUCACAAUCCUAAAAGCUAACUCGCAUAAUAGGUUAUUUCAGAUUUGAUGAUUACCAGGACUAUAUCCUACCUCAUUUAUAUUUUUCAUUUUAUUUAAGGUUUAAUUCUGAAUGCAUUCUAAUGCAACAA